AUGAAAUCGACGGAAGCCAUUGACGACGGUUGUCCGAUAUAUAAGCUUCGUUUCGUUCUCGCGUACUUAAAUAUAGCUAAUCUUCGUGUUGGAACCUUAGAUUCUCUAAUCGCUCUCGGCUAUGAUCUGCUAAAGUCGAACAGCUUUGUGGAACGAGUUUCUCAAAAGAUAAGGAGACAGAUCGAGGAGCUUGAGAGGAUUUCUGGUGUGAUGCCUGAAUAUACGAAUCCUCUUGUGAGUGUAAAUGGCCAAAAUGAGGGUGGUGGAACAAGGAGCCAGUUCUCAUCAGCUAUGUGGACAUGGAUGGACUCAAUACCUUCAACACCUGCCUCUGCCUGUGAGGGUCCACUGAAUAGGACAUUUGUGCGUAUGUCUAGCUUGAGCCGCAUCCGGCUCAAAGGGAUGUCAGUUACUGCUAGCAAAGUCACCGUAGCUAAGAAGCGUAUGGGAAACAGAGGUUUUCUUCUCUUGUCAAUUGUGGGUGCUUUGUGUGCCAUCCUCUGGGUGUUCAUCAUAGCUACAGUUGGUGUAAGGCCCGUCUUAUUGUGACCUAAACAUUUUGAUUCAGGAGUUGAAGAGAUUUGAGAAAAGCAACUUUUGACGAAAGGGGUUGUUUUUGGUCUCUCCAUUUCCUAUGCUUAUGAUAUUCAUAUUCGUAUUCACACAACCUUAGGUAGGGAUGGGACUUUUAUCUGGAAUCCAGAUUCGAUUCGAGAUCCGUUCUGGAUCCGCUCCGAAAUUAAGAUAUUCGAGGAUGCCCAGAUCUAAAUCCGGAU
This is a messenger RNA of Eruca vesicaria subsp. sativa (arugula), 776 nucleotides long. The record is from the annotation of a GenBank genome assembly. NCBI's taxonomy places the organism in Eukaryota, Viridiplantae, Streptophyta, Magnoliopsida, Brassicales, Brassicaceae.